UACUUUAAUCGCAAAAUUCGCAACACUGACACUUGACGAUUCUUGGAGAUCAGAAACACGUUUAAAAAUUCUAAGGUUAUGGAAGGUUCCGGUUGGUGAUGAGAGGGGCUGACCGCAUUGUAAAUGGAUUGUACAAUUAGGCUUGUUUGCGCGUUGUUCGCCGUUACCUUGGUUCACUCCAGAAGUACACGCCGAAGACCGGUGCCGGUACCAGAAGGCUGGAGAGAUCAGCUCCACGAAUCGGUCUUGACACUUCCAUCCUUCAUCGAGUCGCUAAAUGGCGACACCGGUAGUACGAGUAGUGAAUCAACGGAAGCACGAAACCCACUGUCAGCCGCUGACGCGCCGCGUCCCGACUUCACUGAAGACUUAAAGGAUCCACAGGUCACGGGAAUUCUACCACCAUCAUAUUUGUGGCCGAAGUCAGGAAGGGAAACCAUUAUUCAUUAUACAGUACCCCAAAGAAUUGAGAGGUCUCAAGUGGCCAAUAUUACGGCAGCACUGGAAACAAUCCAGGAACAGACUGGUUCUUGCGUUCAGUUUCAGCAAGUGGACGAAAUCGGCACUAAACGAAAUGCGCUUCGAGAGUACAUUGUCUUCAAGCUCGCAAAUGACAAAAAUUGUUACACCCAUAUCGGCCGACGAAAUGGCGCUAAUCCUAUAUGGCUAAGCCGCAGCUGUCUUUCUGAGAUUGGAAUUAUCAUGCACGAAGUGCUGCACAAGUUGGGUUUGUUCCACGAACACAGCCGACCUGAUCGCAGUGAUUUUGUAAGUGUUCACUAUCAGAACAUUUUUCCUAAUGUGAGCAAUCAGUUCGAAGAGUACCACAAUAUGGAUACCCACAAUUUGCCUUACGAUGUCGAAUCCAUUAUGCAUUAUGGACCGCUCAACGGCGCAAAAAACUCAAUGAAUCCAAGCUUGACACUUCGAUCUUAUUUCGACGGAGACAAAAUUAAAAUGGGUCAAAGAGAAGAAUUAAGCGAAACAGACGUUAAAAGGGUGUUGCUAAUGUAUAACUGCAGCACCUUGGAUCAUCUUGAAGAAGCCUGGAUGCUAUAGCUAUUAAACGCUCGUCAGCGCAUUACACUUCUGAACCAGACCCAUUUUCGGUGGAGGAAAUGAGCGAAGCGCAAUGGAACCUGCAUAAUGCGAGCAAGUACUGCCAGUUUCCGGUGCUUGCCAGUGAUGCUUAUGCUGCGUCGAAAGCACGAGCGCUGGCUAUUAGCUGCGAUGCUAAUGUAACAAAAAGUCAGUUAACGAAGUUGGUAUCACUGUUUCACAAGCGACCGAUCAGGCCGAUUGGCAUCUUUCUGCACGAUGACCUAGUUAACAUUAAAUUCAAGGUCUUCCAGAAAAUCUCCGCCCAUGUUGUUAUUUUUCUUUUGCGGUACUGCAUAGCUCGCGAUAGAACAAAGGUCCUGCGUGACCUGCAGUUUCAAAGGCUUGUGAGAUUUCACUUGGCAAACUGCCACAAUAUUAUCAUCAUGCGACAAGAUUUCUCAGGCAGGAAUUUUAAUAAUUUGAGAAUGGUGACCUUUUCCAACACCACCAUAGGACAAAUGGAACCUUACACGUUUACCGAUUUACCCGCGCUGCUAACCAUAUCACUGGCGUAUGCCGCGAAUUGGUCGCUAGCGGUCGAUGGCUAUCAGCAUUAUCUGGAACGACUGCACUGCACACAGGACUUUUGCUGGUUUCGGAAAUGGAUGAACAGGAACACCACUUUGUUCCAUUCACGACCUCGGCUGGGCGAGAUUUACAAUUUGAGAAAUUCUUGGAUCAGUAAACCUGUUUCGAGCCGACUGCUCCAUCUACAGUACGACUGCCGCCCUAGCCGGUACAGGGCAAUUAUCCCAUCGCGAAAUGACGAAGAUCAUCCCCUUUUCUCCCUGAACGAUCAACUUUCCUGUUAAACAUUUAAUAUUUCAUAUCCUAACCAAGUGAAUGAAAUCGUACCUGUAAUACGGUGGAGCAUCGUUUUCUGUGACCAUGAACCGAAGUUUAUCGAACGCCGCUGUUGUUGUACAAGUACUUACGUCAACUAACCGUAAAGCCUGACAGAAGUAUUCUUUCUCUUUGGCAUGCACGCUGAGUCGCUUUUUAGAACAGUUAGACCGCAUAUAUGUACGUACCGCUUAAUUUUUUUGUUUUCAAAAAUAAGUGUAGUAAAAUCAUGUACCCAACGAGUCGUAUACGGCAAUAUUGCUGAUAAAAUGAUCGGUGUU
Molecule: messenger RNA, 2225 nt
Organism: Paramacrobiotus metropolitanus
Lineage: Eukaryota; Metazoa; Tardigrada; Eutardigrada; Parachela; Macrobiotidae
Product: high choriolytic enzyme 2-like
Exons: 5
Coding region: 124-1059 (311 amino acids)
Biological process (GO): proteolysis
Molecular function (GO): metalloendopeptidase activity; zinc ion binding
Source: RefSeq, a predicted model, not a curated record